Molecule: messenger RNA, 732 nt
Organism: Dentiscutata erythropus
Lineage: Eukaryota; Fungi; Glomeromycota; Glomeromycetes; Diversisporales; Gigasporaceae
Source: the annotation of a GenBank genome assembly
UCUCAAGUCUACGCCAUGAUCAAGGCUUCUCUACCCAAUGUUUCAGAAUCAAAUCUGUAUAAGAAGACCGAAAGAGCUGGAAGUGUUUAUAAGCUAUUCGGGAAGAUUAUCGAUCCUGCAACCAAAAAAGAAGUUAUAGGAAUCGGUAUCGAUAAAGUUUAUGGAAUUUCGUAUGGAGUAAGAGGUAUAUCUGAAUUAAGUAAUGCUCAAAUACUAAACAUCAUUAAUCGAGUCGCAGAAAAGACACGUGUCAUCCUGACCAAUGGUCAGGAACAAAAUCAUGUGACUGAAAAUUCUAAGACUAGCGAAAAAAGCUUACCCAUACUUGAAGAAAAUUCAUCCUUAUCAGCCGAUUUGGCGAAGGAAGUUAGGUCAGACGAUGAGGCCCCGGAAGGACCUGAAAACGUUCCUAGUGGUUCUGAAGAGGAAGACUCCGAUGAUGAGUAUGAUCACGAACUUCAUGAAAGACUCACGCGUGAAGAAAUGACAAGGUUAGCGAAGUUAGAGGGUAAAGCGCAAAUUAAGCCUGCCAAUGAUGUAUAUUUUGAUGAGGAAGUUGAUCAUGAUUCCGCACUCCAUCGAGUGGAAGAAACGAAAGAUGAUAAUGAGUGCAGUCACAACAAUGAUUCUGAAGAAGAGAUGCCAGAUGAAUCGGAUAGAGGUUAUUAUUACGAUUUAAGUAGCAGGAAAAAAACUUAUAAAAAUUCUGAUUAUAUAAUUAGUGCAUAUUAA